CUGUGGCAGGAGUCAAGGAAGCAGUACGUAGUCACUGUUUCCCCCCAACCCGAGAACGGCCUCUUACUCGUGCAUUUCUCUGAGAGCGCUGCCGCAAAGUCGUCUGCAGCCGCCAGUACAGAAAAGAACGACGAUAACGUCGCCGCCACUCAGGGCCACAUGUCCGUUGCCCUUCGGAUCUUUUUCACCUCAUUUCGCGUCCUCCAGCUGUCAGGCAAGCCAAAGCAACCGAAAGAAGCUGCAGGGCAUUUUGCUGAAAAUGAGGAUGGUGCCGGUGAUCAGGAGGAGGAGGAGGAGGCGAACGAGGACGAGAACGAACACCUCGGUGAAGCGCUCCCAUGCAGUAGCAGCAACUGUCUGCCCAAAAAGCUCUGCAUUGAUGCGCUUACCGAAGUGCGGCGUGCCGUCUGGCUUCAGGUACACCCCUGCCCUCCCGCACUCGAUCCCAUGUACACCCUGAUACACCACCCUGCACUCAACAGGUGCACAGAAUGGCUGUGGGCCGUCCUUUCCAAUCACCCCGUGGCCUGCGUUUUGGUGAACGUUGUGCGAGUAGUUCGCCAUCUCAUGCUCAACGGAGUUCCGGACCAGUGGGGUCAGCUAUCGGAAUAUGUGAGUCCUGACCCUUUUCCAUCUGCUUCAUCUGUCUCCAGCGUAGCUUACAUGCUGUAG
Molecule: messenger RNA, 672 nt
Organism: Dibothriocephalus latus
Lineage: Eukaryota; Metazoa; Platyhelminthes; Cestoda; Diphyllobothriidea; Diphyllobothriidae
Source: the annotation of a GenBank genome assembly